AUGCCCAGGAAGCUGGGGCUGGCCCUGCUGGCUUUGGCCAGCGCCAUGGGCCUCAGCUGGGCCAGUGGCCUCACAGAGAAUGGCCUCUCCUUGCUGAGCUACCAGCUGUGCAGCUACCAGGAGACCCGGAUGGUGCAGCGGGUGGAGGCGGUGCAGACGUCCCACGUGACCCACGUGGCCUGCGGCGGCUGGAUCCCGUGGCGGCGGUGCCCCAAGACCGUCUACAGGACCCAGCACCUGACCGUGACGGUGCCCGAACCCAGGAACGUCACCGCCUGCUGCAAGGGCUACGAGCAGCUGGGCGUCUACUGCGUCCUGCCUCUGAAUCGGUCCACAGAGUUCGCAUCACGACCUGGGAUCUGCCCGACCGCAGUGCCGGAAGCCCCCGUCUCCCCAUGUAGCUUGGAUGCUGACUGCCCUGGAAUUCAAAAGUGCUGUCCCUGGAGAGGGGACCACCACUGCGUGGACCCUGCACCCCAAGACGCAGGUGAGAGCCCGUGGAGCUGGUACAAUGUGACCAUGCGGGUGAAGACGGACUUCGAGGACCUGCAGCAAGUGGACCCCAAGCUCCGGAACCACUCGCACCUCCUCUGCUCCCUGGUGGCCAGUGCCUUGCAGCCGCUGGACUCUGCCGUUCACUACCUGGGCUCUGCCAGCGGGGACACCUCCACCACGGUGUCAGGGCUGCUGCUGGGCCUGGCCCGGCCGCUGUCUGUUGCCAACGUCUCCGCCAUGCUGGACGACAUCAUGAGGCGUGUGUGUGAAGUGAUGGGCAUCUGGGUGCAAGAUGUGGACGAGUGUGUCUACGCCGGGCUGCAGCCCUGCUCCCGGGGGCAGCGAUGUGUGAACCUGGAAGGCUCCUACCAGUGUCUCAGAGGCACCCAGGCACCUGCCCCAUCGGCCCCUCUGCUGGGCCAUGCUGGCGAAGACUGUCCCCCGAUCCGGGACCACGUGGCCCUCAACGUCACCAGCAGCAGCUUCUGGGUGUCCUGGAGCGCGAGUCCCUCUCCCAGGCGGGACUUUCACGUGCAGGUGUCCCGGGGUGAGCAGCUUCUCCGCAGCGCCUGGACCAGCGUCCCGGCCCUGUGGGUGACCGGGCUGGAGGCCGGGCAGCUGUACACCGUGAGGACCAGCUACCAGGGCUGCGGGGCCAACAUCUCCACCACGCUGAGUGUCAAGACUGACGCCCGGGUGUUUGAAGUUGUCAUCAGGAUCACAGACCGAAACCUGACAGAGCAGCUGCUGGACGGCAGCAGCGAGGAGCACAGGGACUUCUCCUGGCAGCUGCUGCGCGAGGUUGAGAACUCCUUCCCGCCGGCCCUCUCAGACCUGCACAGCAGGGGGAAGCUGAGGCUGGAGAUUGCCUCGCUCCGGGCGGGGAGCCUGGUGGUGUCACUCCGAGUCAUCGUGCAAGACCCCGAGUCCCCAGUGGGCGUCUCCACGCUGGCCCCCAUGCUGCAGCUCCUGUGUGCAAGCGCCGUGUUCCAGAUUGAUCCUCAGGGGACGCGAGUGCAAGACUGGGACGAGUGUGCCCACAGCUCUGAGCACGACUGCUCGCCGGCCGCCCGCUGCAUCAACCUCGAGGGCUCCUACACCUGCCAGUGCCGUGAGGCCAGGGGUGCCAGCCCCGGCCAGGCUGGCUGGGCCUGUGAAGGUGACGCGGUGAGCCCCACCGGAAGUGCUCUGUCUGCAGCCAUGGGGGUCACAGCCCCAGCCAUCGGCACAGGAACCACAACCCUCGUCCCAGAGCCCCCCACGUUGUCACUUAGCCGCAGGAACCCAGGGGGCUCCCCAACACCAGCCCAGGCCUGGACCUCAGGGCCUCUGCCCAAGAGAGGGGCUGGUGGCAUAGUCGGAGAGGAGAGAAAUAGCACAGGGCCUGGCAGUGAGGAGGAGGGGCCCAGUGUAGUCCCGGACCCAGGGCCGGGCCAUGGGGUCACCAGUUGGGGGUUCAGCAGAGCCAUCUCCCCCAGGGCUCCCGGGCCAAGCCCUGGCUCCCCCUCCCCUCGGGGCACCACAGGUGGUCCAGUGAAGGCCCCGGGACAGCCAUGGGGAAACGCCACCACAGAGCUGCCUACCUCGCCGGCCUCUGCCUCGGGCCCCCCAGGUCAUGUGGAGUGGCACACCAGCCGCCCCACACGGGGGACACCACUGGAUUCCGUGGGACUGCGGCAGGAAGACCCUGGGCCUUCCCCCUUCCGGGUCUCGCCAUCGGUCCUCACCCCUGAGUCUCCAAAGACCCCCGCCUGUGUUCCUGUCCCCAUCAGAAAGGCCACGAUCUCCAACGUGACUGGCACCAGCUUCCAUCUGGCGUGGGCUGCAGACAUCACCCCGGGCCUCACGUUCCAUCUCACCGCCCUCUCCCCACGGAGCACCGCCGUGGGUCUGGACACCCGGGAGCCUAGCGCUACACUGUCGGGGCUGGAACCCGGCGUCCUGUACCUGGUGGAGAUCGCAGCCAAAGCGUGCGGGAAAGAGGGCGCCAGGAUGCAGCUGAAAGUGAGGACAGCGGCCCAGAAGCUCAGGGGCAGAGUCAGGAUAGCGAACAUCAGGUACUCAGAGUCCUUGGGCGACGCCAGCAGCGAGCAGUCCCGCCACUUCCUGGGCCUGUUCUCCAGCAGGGUGCGGGACUCCUUGCCGGCCACGCUGCGCCAGCAUGUGGACUCCGGUGGGAUCAGAGUGAGCGUCACCCGCGUCACCAACGGCAGCGUCGUGGUGGAGUUUGAUCUGCUGAUGACGGUGGCCCUGGAUGUCCAGGAGGUGUCAGCGGCCUUCCUCGAUUCUCUGGGGAACAUGUCCGGGCUGGAGGCGGUCAGGAGCAACACCGUCAUUUGGGAUUACGAUGAGUGUGGGAGAAAGGAGGAUGACUGUGUGCCGGGGACCUCCUGCCAGAACACCCUGGGGUCAUUCACCUGCAGCUGUGAGCGUGGAGCCCCCGACUCCCAUGUGGAAUAUUCUGGAAGAGCCUGUGUGGGCGGCUCUGCGGACAGCCCCACUGCGACCCCUGGCCCAGAGUGGCCCCCGGCCGGGGCUCGAACCCCGGCUGCCCUCCCGCCGAGCACCAGCCCCGUGCCCCUGGGCCCCCCAGCACGGCUGAACCUGACAGGCGCGGCCAGGGUGCUGUGCGAGAUCGAGCGGGUGGCCAUCGCCAUCCAGAAGCGUUUCCUGCUGCAGGAGGCCAUCCCCGAGGCCUCGCUGUACCUGGGCCAGCCACCCUGCAACGUGAGCUUCAGCAACGCCUCCCACGUGCUCCUGACGGCCGGCUGGGCAGAGUGCGGGACCCUGGUGCAGAGCAACAAGACCAGCACGGUGGUGAAGACGGUCCUGAGGAACAACCGGCCCCUGGACGGCGUCAUCCACCACCCCACGGUCCUGAGCCCUAUCCGCUGCGUCUUCCAGAACGACCUCCUGACGUCCCUGGGCUACACUCCGAAGUGGGGGGAGCACGCCUUCGUAGACGACCUGCACGGCGCGGGCAUGUUCGUCACGGAAAUGCAGCUGUUCGUGGGCGACUCCCCCAUCCCCCAGAACCACAGCGUGUCAGCCAGCGAGGACGUCAAGAUCCAGGUGGGGCUGGACGGGCAGAAGAGCGGCCUCAAGGUGGUGCUGAUGGAGUGCUGGGCCACGCCCUCCCGUGACGCCUGGGACCCGGUCGCCUUCGGCUUCAUCAACAACAGCUGCCCCAUCCCCAACACCCACACCAGCGUGAUCCAGAACGGCGACUCCAGCAAGGCCCAGUUUAAGCUGAGAAUCUUCUCCUUCGUCAACAACUCCCUCGUCUACCUGCACUGCAAGCUGCGAGUCUGCAUGGAGUCCCCCGGCAACACGUGCAAGAUUAACUGCAACGAUUUCCGGUUUCUGAGGAGCGGCGAAGGCUCCACGGUGCUGCAGGCCACCUGGGGGCCCCUCUUUCGCUUGGACGACGGUGCGUGUCCGCGUGCAAAGCCACAACUCGGGGCUGGCUACGUGGCCCUCAUCACGGUCUCAGCCUUGGCCGUGGUGGCGGGGGCUGUGACCCUCCUGAUCCUGCGCAACCAGAGGACCACCGGGAACUACAACUUCAGCAUUCAGCCCGGCAGCCUUGGCUACCAGGUGUUCUCGGGGUAACCGUGACUCAAACUUGGAUCCCAGCGCAUGAAGCAUUAACCAAGUCGCGUCAGUGCUGCUCUCUGUGGCAGCACUCGUGUGAGCCCCAGAGUGGUAGAGUGGUGGGCUGGCCUCCGUCUGUCCCCCAGUGGUUGCUACCCUGCAGGCUGCAGGUCAGCGGCACCCACUAGGCAGGGGCCAUGGCUGCUGGGAUAGAGGCAGUGCCCCGGGUGUGCUGGGUGCUCAAGCCCUGCACAGAUGCCGCUCCUGUCACCCGAGCCACCUGCACCCCUGUCACCAGACCCUUGCCCUCCAGACUGCUCCAUGAGAACCUCGGUCAUUGACAGCCAGUGCCCAACACUCAUCAGUUACAAAGUGUUUCACUUUUUAAACAGUCAGUGGUUGUGAAGCCCUUUUACAAAUAGGCCCAUCUCAUAAAGCCAUCAUUGGUAAUGUUAUUUUUAGGAGCCACAUGUGGUAAUAAUAGAAUAGAUUGACUAUGUAACCAAAAUGUCCAGAGGGAUGGUGGUCUUCAGGAAAGGUUUGAUCCAGCAGCGUCACUGUGACCAAGUCAUCGUUUUAUCCCGCAUUACCAGUUUGUUGUUUUUAUUUACACAACAGCAGCACAAAAGACAGCUUAGCAAUAUGAAAAUCUUUCUAAUAAGUAAAAAUACCACGACAUGUAGAUGUUACCCUCUUGUUUCCAGACAUGUUCACAGCCAUUUUUCCGCGGGGGCAGUUGCGAUUUAUCCAUUGCCAUGAGAAACGAGAAAGAGGGCAGACAAAUUGCACACCUGAGGUCAUAAAACAGCCAGCGAGGGAUGGGGCUAGAAUAUAACUGUUUGGUGUAGAAUUUUCUCCAUUGCACCACCCGGAAAUGCUGCUUUUUUACUUUAUUUGAAGCAAAUUAAAAUUGAUUAGAGGGCUAGUACCUACAAGUACGGUGUUGUUCCUUGAUGAACUUAGAAUCAUAACAGGAUGCUAGUUUUUAAUACACACGAUUCGUUCUGUGGAUGUAAUCAACUGUCAGACUGUUCAGGAAGAGGAGACUCUUGAUGGACCGGAUGAGGAUGUGUAACACGUGUGGAGAACUGAUUUCGAGCAAGCAAAUAAAGUGCAGGUGA
Messenger RNA from Fukomys damarensis (Damara mole-rat), 5210 nucleotides. It is a transcript of the gene Umodl1, whose product is annotated as uromodulin like 1. The record is from RefSeq and is a predicted model, not a curated record. The transcript is spliced from 22 exons. Lineage: Eukaryota; Metazoa; Chordata; Mammalia; Rodentia; Bathyergidae. Gene Ontology annotation, molecular function: peptidase inhibitor activity; calcium ion binding; protein binding. The coding region runs from base 1 to 4107 and encodes 1368 amino acids. Gene Ontology annotation, cellular component: extracellular region; cell surface.